Triticum aestivum (bread wheat) is the source of this 653-nucleotide messenger RNA. Its product is annotated as myosin-1-like. The record is from RefSeq and is a predicted model, not a curated record. Bases 18 to 392 code for a protein of 124 amino acids. Lineage: Eukaryota; Viridiplantae; Streptophyta; Magnoliopsida; Poales; Poaceae. The transcript is spliced from 2 exons.
CUCACCAGUGGUUAUUUAUGCGAACCGUAGUAGGAGCAUCAGUGCAUGCCCAGUGCUCUGUGAUCCCGUUAGACGGCACGAUGUACCCACGGACAACCACCUGCUUUCUCGCCGCCGCCGUCGUCCUCCUCCUCCUGCCCCUUCUGACCUCCUACCCAUGCACGGUCGCCGCACAUCGCCUGCCGCCGCCCUCUCCUCCAGUGCUGCUGCUAGGUGGCGACGCCAGUGCUUGCGGCCGGAGCGCGGCGCGUGAGGGGAAGGGGCUGGCGGUGGGAGUUGCCAGGCGCUUGGGGCAUAGGCCGCCGGUGUGGAGGCCUCCCUCGCCGAGACCCCAGGCCAGCCAGGGGGUGUACACGCCCACGCCGCCACCGCCGCCGUCGAUCAACGAAUAGGGCGCCGGGGGUCAUGGCAUGCAUGCGCGGGCACGCGAUGCUGGCUUCCUUCCAUCAAUCAAUAUCUCCUGCUUAUUCCAGGGUGUUGCGUGGAUAUGCACUACAGGAUAAGGAACAGCUAGCGGCCGUGUACCAUAGCACUUCCGCUAGUGUCAAAUAAACUUGAGUCUAUUCUAUUAGUUGUACAACUACUCAUAUGAUGCUCACUUAUCUCCAUUCUAUAAAGUAUAAUAAAGUACAACUACGGUGGUUUUUUGUUUA